Messenger RNA from Pseudogymnoascus verrucosus, 630 nucleotides. RefSeq lists its product as uncharacterized. The record is from RefSeq and is a predicted model, not a curated record. The transcript is spliced from 2 exons. Lineage: Eukaryota; Fungi; Ascomycota; Leotiomycetes; Thelebolales; Thelebolaceae. The coding region runs from base 1 to 630 and encodes 209 amino acids.
AUGGGUUCUCGACGCACCCUCAUCAAGGGGAAGGAAGGCAAGGAGAGCGACGACUUCUACCGCAUGAAGAGGGGAGAUGUCCAAUUCACCACUGGCGGAACGGGAAUUGCACACUCGGAGGUCAAUGAGAGCGAUAAGCCGGUGCACUUUCUGCAGAUUUGGGCCCUGCCCUGGGCGAGAGGUUUAACGCCACGGUACCAUACGAAGACAUGUGAUGAGGCCAAGAAGAGAGAGGCCUUCGUUCCUAUUUUGUCCCCAAUUGCUGCUGGAAAGGGUGCUGGCGCUGAAGACGAAGCGGCGGCUGUUCCAGCGAUACCAGGGACAAUUCCAAUCCACGCCGAUUUCGUCAUGGCAGCAGGCAUUAUUGGCGCUGGGAAGAAAUUAAACUGGAGUGUCCGCGGUGAAACGGAUGCAAAGGCUGUUGUGAAGAGCAAGAUCGACAGGAAGGUGUAUAUCCACCUCCCGAUGACAAAUGAUGGGAAGUCCAAGAUCAGAUUAGACGGCCGAGAAGACUCUGUUCUAGAGGAGGGAGACGGUGCGUUUGUCACUGGUGUACAGGCCGGCGAUGUGCUUGGCUUUGAGAGCAUUAGAGAGGUGGAGGCAGAGGUUAUUGUUUUAGACAGCGAUUAA